This is a messenger RNA of Cercopithifilaria johnstoni, 1203 nucleotides long. The record is from the annotation of a GenBank genome assembly. NCBI's taxonomy places the organism in Eukaryota, Metazoa, Nematoda, Chromadorea, Rhabditida, Onchocercidae.
AUGAUGCAUGAAUUGGAAACAAAGACAAACAACUCUUGCUUAACACUAUCAAAAACUAUUAAUGAAGCUGAUGAUGAUUUUUUACGACGACAACAAAUGGGACCAGAUUCACUUCAUCCUUCAAAUACUUUGUCAAAAGUUAGGAAUGAAAGAAUGAAAAAUUGGCGAGCAAAAGAGGAAAGUGAAGAGGAUGAGGAGAAAGAGACAUAUGAAAAUAUCUCAUCAAUUGAGGAAAUUACUAUUAAUGAUUUGGUGAAUGAAUGGAUUGAUUGUAUGCUCAACAAAGGUAUAAAAGGUUUAAACGAUGAAUUCAUCAAAUUAUGCACCAAAACGAAACCAUCACCGAAUAAUUAUACCAUUUUUACGGCUAAUCAAAAUUCCGGUCGAAAUCGUUAUCAGAAUGUAGUUUGUUUGAAUAAUACACGCGUUAAACUUCACAAUCAUCCAAGUGGUAAUGAUUAUAUUCAUGCCAAUUAUGUCAGUACACCUUUUUCGGAACGUCGUUUCAUCUGUACUCAGGCUCCUUUAGAUUAUACCAUUUAUGAUUUUUGGUUUAUGAUAAUACAAAACAAAGUGAAAUAUAUUGUUAUGUUGACAAAUUUUAUUGAAAAUGGUUACAUGAAAUCAACGCCAUAUUUUCCAUCUGAUGCUAAUAGAACUGAGAAUUACAACGGUGUCAUAGUGAAAUGUCUUACAUGUGAACGUCGUACAGAUUUUGAAUGUGAAGUGUGGGAGCGAUCGUUGUUUAUUGAAUUGCCAGGUAUGAAAUCAACGGUGGUGACACAUUUCCAUUGGACUGAUUGGCCUGAUCAUGGCUUACCUAAUAGUUACUCGUGUCCAUUACAGCUUCUUGAAGUGGUACGAAUGUCUGCAACACCAAUAGUAUUACACUGUUCUGCUGGUAUUGGACGUACCGGUUGCCUAGUACUCAUGGAAUCGGUUCUCGAGAAAUUAGUAUACAAGCAAAUUUGCUCUGAUAUGGGUUUCCUGCUCACUCAGUUACGAAGACAGCGUGCUAAUUUGGUUCAGAAUAAUAUUCAAUACCUUUAUGUGCAUCGCGUUUUGCUACAUUUUUUUAUAUUAACUCGACCUAUCAAGAAAAUGGAUGAAGUGAGCGAAUUUAUCACAGAAUAUAAUCACUUCGUAUUUGGUGGACGCCGUAGAAGAAAGAAAUUAUUGCAUCGUUCACAUAAAGUACUUUAA